AAAAGAAACUUUGACCCAGGAAAUAAUACAUAUAGAGAGAGAUAGAAGAGAGAGAAAGAGAGCGUAGAUGCAGCCAGCCUAAGAAACAGCGCUGACCUCUUCUCCGAUGAUGAUGGAAAGUAUUAUUGGGAAACUGCGGAGCCUGGAUGCGUACCCUAAAAUCAAUGAGGAUUUCUAUAGCAGAACCCUCUCCGGCGGUGUUAUAACCCUUGCUUCCUCCAUUGUUAUGCUCCUCCUCUUCAUCUCCGAGCUCAGAUUAUAUCUUCAUUCGGUAACUGAGACAAAAUUAGUGGUUGAUACGUCGAGAGGAGAAAGGCUUCGCAUUAAUUUUGAUGUGACUUUUCCAGCACUUGCAUGUUCUAUGGUUAGUCUUGAUGCCAUGGAUAUCAGCGGAGAGCAACACUUGGAUGUCAGACAUGACAUUAUCAAGAAGAGGAUUGAUGCUCAUGGUAAUGUCAUAGAAACAAGGCCUGAUACUAUUGGGGGUCCCAAGAUUGAACGACCUUUACAAAGACAUGGUGGAAGACUCGAACACAACGAAACCUAUUGUGGUUCAUGUUUUGGUGCAGAAACGUCAGAAGAUGAAUGUUGUAACAAUUGUGAAGAAGUUCGUGAAGCGUAUAGAAAGAAAGGUUGGGCAUUAUCAAAUCCGGAUUUGGUCGAUCAGUGCAAAAGAGAAGGUUUUCUCCAAAUGAUCAAAGAUGAAGAUGGGGAAGGAUGUAACAUAUAUGGAUUCUUGGAUGUCAAUAAGGUAGCUGGUAAUUUCCAUUUUGCCCCUGGCAAGAGUUUCCAACAGUCCAAUGUGCACGUUCAUGACCUGCUAGCCUUUCAAAAGGACAGUUUUAAUAUAAGUCACACGAUCAACAGAUUAGCAUUCGGAGACUACUUCCCGGGUGUAGUCAAUCCUCUCGAUGGUGUGGAAUGGAUACAACAGACACCAAAUGCAAUGUAUCAGUAUUUCCUCAAGGUUGUGCCAACUGUAUUCACAGAUGUCAAUGGACAUGCUAUCCAGUCGAAUCAGUUCUCUGUAACCGAACAUGUUAAAGGAUCAGAAUUGGGUCGACUUCAAACUCUUCCCGGAGCAUUCUUUUUUUACGACCUUUCACCAAUUAAGGUAACUUUCACAGAGACGCACGUUUCGUUCUUGCACUUCUUGACGAAUGUCUGUGCCAUUGUUGGAGGUGUAUUCACAGUAUCGGGAAUCAUCGACUCGUUCGUAUAUCAUGGUCAAAAAGCAAUUAAAAAGAAAAUGGAAAUAGGUAAGUUCAGCUGAUUAUUGAUGCUUGUACAAUGUCGCAUGGUGCUUUUGGGAUCGAAAUUCGCUUGCCAGAGAAAACCAUUCCCUUCAAAAACAGAACGGUACUCGUACAACGGUACAGGUUUUUCCCUGCUAAGUGUUAUCGAACAACUUCACGGUCGCAGCUACAUUAGUUUUGUGAUAUUUGUUAAUUGAAUAGAUUAAUAAUUGUAGCAAUUGUUUCAUAGUUUCUGGUUCUGUCUUAUUUUGGCAAUAGAUUUUUGUGACUGUAUUUAUACUAGUUUUGAUAUUUAAUCUCAUUUAAUCUGCUUCAGAAGCAACUUUGAUAAUGCUAUUUGUUUGCCCCUUUGGUGUAUAGAUGGAAAGUUCAGCUAGGCCUCGUUUGGUUAGGGAGAUUUGUCAUCCUUAACUACAUAGUUGGAUUUUGUUUGAUGUUUGGUAUCCUCAAUAACUUGCCGGGUCGACCCGCAAAUAUUAUAUUA
Messenger RNA from Erythranthe guttata (spotted monkey flower), 1740 nucleotides. Lineage: Eukaryota; Viridiplantae; Streptophyta; Magnoliopsida; Lamiales; Phrymaceae. The record is from RefSeq and is a predicted model, not a curated record.